AUGUCCUCGACCGUCACCGUAACCCUAUCCGACAAACCUCUCAGCUACGACAUUAACCUCCCCUACACCUCAGUCUCCCAGGAGGAGCAGACCAGGAUCGAGGCGGGCACGCCGUACCCCAAGUACCUCCCCACUUUCGACAAAGUCUGGUUCGACCCUCUCCCUCCCUUCCCCUUCGAGGAUCCAGCGCUGCGCGCCGAUCCCUCCAAACCCCACCUUCUCACGGGUAACGUGAAGCAGACCGAGAUCACACCUCGCAUGGGCACCAUCCUUGACGGCAUCGACCUCUCCAAGCUCGACAAUACCGGCAAGGACGAACUUGCCCUCCUCGUCUCCGAGCGCAAGAUCGUCGUAUUGCCCGCUCAGGACGCUUUCCUAGACAUCGGCCCGGGCGCUCAACAACAAUUCAUGAAUUACUUCGGCAAGCCGAACUACCAGCCCGUUUCCGGCUCCUUGAAAGGUCAUCCUGGCUUUCACAUCAUUCAUCGUGAUGGGAACAAGGACGAGCUCGACAGGUUCUUCAUGCAGAAGACGACAUCUUGUUUGUGGCAUCAGGACGUAAGCUAUGAGAGGCAGCCGCCUGGGUAUGUUAUGCUUGGGCUCUUGCAGGGACCCAAGGUCGGGGGCGAUACCGUCUUUGCAGCUACUGACGAAGCCUACAAACGCCUCUCCCCUACCUUCCGGUCUAUGCUAGACAAAGUCAAAGCCAUCCACUCCUCCAACAACAUGAUCGCCCACACUCGCGCUGUCGGCGGUCUCGUCCGCAAGGACCCUGUCACAUCCGUCCACCCUCUCAUUCGCAUUCACCCCGUCACGAAGUCGGAAUGCCUCUUUAUCAACAACGAGUUCAUCACCGGUUUCGAGGGUAUGAAGGACGCGGAGUUUCGCGUGUUAUCCGACUUUCUCUGGCAGCAUAUUGUUACGGGACAUGACUUUCAGGCGAGGGUCCAUUGGCAGCCAAAGACUGUGGUCAUCUUCGAUAAUCGUAGUACUUUGCAUACGGCCGUCGUGGACUACGUUGGAGAGGGUGGGGCGGAGCCUCGUCACAUCUUCCGUUUGGCAGCGAUGGCUGAAGUCCCUAUUCCUGUCCAGCAAUAA
Messenger RNA from Stereum hirsutum FP-91666 SS1, 1098 nucleotides. Its product is annotated as TauD-domain-containing protein. Gene Ontology annotation, molecular function: 2-oxoglutarate-dependent dioxygenase activity. The transcript is spliced from 3 exons. The record is from RefSeq and is a predicted model, not a curated record. Bases 1 to 1098 code for a protein of 365 amino acids. Gene Ontology annotation, cellular component: cytoplasm. NCBI's taxonomy places the organism in Eukaryota, Fungi, Basidiomycota, Agaricomycetes, Russulales, Stereaceae.